AUGACAGCUUUUGUUAUCAGAAGGUCAAGAAUUAUAAAUUCCCUAUUCCUUAGCUCAUCGCAUAGAAAUUUUUGUCUGGGAAGGUCUGUGAAAGCGGUAAUAUCUCCAGAACGUGAAAGGGCGUACAAGAACUUUUUCCAUCAUGAGGAGAAAUCAGCCAAGAGGAAACGGAUUCUUUUGUAUAGUCUUUGUACCAUUGGAGUGGUUGGGUUCAUUGGAUGGUACUUCUACUGGCCUCAUCAUACUUUCAGUUCCCCGGUAGCCAAAGUAUUAAGAAAAGCCCUCUGGGCAGAAUCAAUCAAGGAAAAUUUCGAUUAUAAAAAAGCGUUGGGGUUGUAUUAUGAAGCAUUGGAAGUUGCCAAUGAUGAGAAGUUGGAUCAAAUAUCUGACGAAUAUACUGGAAUUGAACUCAAAAUUGGAGAAAUGUACGAAAAGUUGGGUGAUAGUGAAGCCGCUUCCGAAAUAUAUCAUGAGAUAUCUGCCAGAUACUUGCAGUCAUUAAAUGAUCCAUCUAUUGAUAGCGAAUUAAAAGGUCAUUUGAUCCAAAAAGAUUUACGCCUCGUUACCAAAUAUGCCCUGCUCAAUGAGAAAUCUAGCGCGUCAUCGUACUUGCAAUCAUUUGUGUUCACCCAUUUAUUAAAGGCAAUGGACGAGGUGAUGAAGAGAUUAGGGGCCAGUGGGAAUAAUGUGUUUGAUCCGAAUAUUGAUCCAGCCCUUGCUUCCGAAGUGUUACUCGUCACUGAUUUUUCUAAUAAUGAGAAAUCCGCCAAUAAGGAUUACACUUUAACGGUUGGUGAAUCGGGGGCAUUCUUUACCGGCUACCCAUUGAUCAAAUCAAAAUGGCUACCGUUUCGUGAAGAAUUCUUUAACGUCAGAGAUCUUUUUGUGUCAAUUUGUAAUCUGAGACUGACAAAGGAGUAUAAGCAAAUAGCGGCGGCGGUGCAACUUUGUACCACUCAAUGGAUGCCAAGUGCCGGGUUUGAAUUGGUGGAAAUUCUUAAUUCUAUCAAUUCUUGCGGGUCGAUGCUUUAUCUAAGGUCAGAAACAUAUGAGGCGUUGGCACUUACAGAAAACCAAGCGGAGAACCAAGAGAACAGUAAACAUUUAAUGAAUGAGGCAUCUAAAUGGUACAAAUGUUCGGUUAGGUUGUGUAAUUCGGUACCUUCGACUUACAAGGAGAAUAAUCCAGAGCUCUCAAGUGCCAUGGCGUUGUCAUUGUACUCAUUAGGGGUCAUUGAAUUACAUAUUGGGAAUGUCGAAAAAUCGAAAGCGUUACUUGUGGAGGCGAGAUUGAAAGGUCGGGCAGUAGGGUUUUAUGAUUUGGUGGCUGAAUGUGAUAAUGAGUUACUGAAAUUGAAGAAAAUAGUUGACAAAUCGGAAGAUUCAAAUUGA
Messenger RNA from Saccharomycopsis crataegensis, 1392 nucleotides. Its product is annotated as Mgr3 protein. Bases 1 to 1392 code for a protein of 463 amino acids. Lineage: Eukaryota; Fungi; Ascomycota; Saccharomycetes; Ascoideales; Saccharomycopsidaceae. The record is from RefSeq and is a predicted model, not a curated record. Gene Ontology annotation, molecular function: misfolded protein binding. Gene Ontology annotation, cellular component: i-AAA complex. The transcript has a single exon. Gene Ontology annotation, biological process: protein quality control for misfolded or incompletely synthesized proteins.